Molecule: messenger RNA, 2247 nt
Organism: Cladophialophora psammophila CBS 110553
Lineage: Eukaryota; Fungi; Ascomycota; Eurotiomycetes; Chaetothyriales; Herpotrichiellaceae
Exons: 1
Coding region: 1-2247 (748 amino acids)
Molecular function (GO): protein binding
Source: RefSeq, a predicted model, not a curated record
AUGGGAGCGGUGAGCAAAACGCAGCUGGCACUGAAUUACGCCGAAGAGACUCGUGGAUGUUAUAACCCCGCUUUUUGGAUCGAUGCUCGAACAGAGGAGACAGUUCAGAUGAGUUUUCAACGAAUAGCAGCCGCACUGGGAUUGACAUUCCUCAAUUCCCCGACCUCCGACAUAGAAAUACAGACCCUUCCUGUUGUGGCUGGCAUGUGCCGCUGGUUCUCUGAGCGGGAUGAAGGGGACCCUCGAUGGCUGGUGAUCAUUGACAAUGCGGAUGACACUUCGUGGCGAAUUGAUGAAAUUAUCCCACGAGGCACUCGGGGGCAUGUGAUUGUGACGAGUCAGCAUCGGCAGACUCCAAGUUUUCUCGGAGGAUCCUGCAAAUUCGUCGAGGCAAGAGAGAUGAGCAGGGAAGAAGCUCGGACCCUGCUGAAGCAGCAGAUACGCCUAGCCGCGGGGGUCGAGAAUGAGCAAGAGUUGGACGAAGUGGAUGGUCUUUGUAACGAGGUUGCUGAUCGGCUUGGAUGCCUGGCCCUGGCGGUAGAACUAGCCGGACUCUAUCUCAGUGACCAGCUGCAGCAACAUGACCGCAACGACACGAAUGUGAUGAGAUCUGAAGCGCUGUGCAGCGUCUUCCGACAAUAUCUGCCUGACUUCGAGCGUCAUCAGGAUGAACUUCUACGAGGGAAGCCGUUCCUGCGUCUCUCAUUUUAUCAGAUGACGGUGUGGACUGUAUGGGAUACAAGCUUGGCGGCGAUUGAGAAACAAGUCCCGCAAAGUCACGCGAACCAAAUGCUAACUUUUCUUGCUCAAUUUGACCGAGGACAGAUGGAGGAGGAGAUGUUUCGACUUGCUAGUGGUGGGUGGCGCGACAUAAUCAGCCAGGUACGGUUUUCUGACAACGGUAUGCCCGACUGGCUUCAACAAAUGAUAAACCACGAUAACGGGAGGGACGACUUUUACUACCGACAAGCAACACAACCGCUGAUGCGUUAUGGGUUGCUUCGACAGUCAGGGGGCGAGUGGAAGGCAACGACAAUGCACAGUCUGGUGCAAUGGCGUGCGAGGAAGGCUGGAGAAGACAGCAAGGCGGCCUGGAGACGAUGGACGUUGUUGUUUCUCCUGGCAGCGGUGUACCAGACUAAUCGCGAGAUGGGACGCCCUUCCUUCCGGCGACAUUUGAUCGCGCAUUUGUUAGAGAUGAACAUCGACUACAGAAAUUUAGUUCAGGAAAUGCACGCGGAUGAAAUAAGUACCGCGUUGCUGGGGGGAGAGCUUGGGGCCGUGCUCAGCGCCCAAGGCCAUAGCCAGAAGGCAGAGGAGCUGGAACGGCAAGUGGUGGAGACGACCAAGAGGGUGCUAGGAGCAGAGCAUGCCUUCACACUGAACAGCAUGCACAACUUGGGCCACACAUUAAACAGCCUAGGUAAGUAUGAAGAGGCAGAAAAGAUACAUCGAGAUGUGUUACAAGCAAGAGAGAAAGCGCCAGGAGCGAAUCAUCCCUUCAAAUUGAGCAGUAUGGACAACCUGGCUAUGACGCUUAAUGGUCUCGGAAAAAUUGAAGAGGCAGAGAAGAUGUUACGGGAGGUAUUGAUGCUAAGGGAGAAGCUACAAGGAAAAGAUGACCCCGAUACGUUAUUUUGUAUUAGCAACUUAGCCGCCGUACUAAGCAGACUAGGAAAGGAGGAGGCGGCAGUCAAAAUGCUUCAAGAGGUACUACAGGCACAGCAGAGAGUCCUUGGGAAGGAACAUCCAGACACAUUGAGAAGUAUGCAUAACCUAGCCGCAGUACUCCUCGAAUUAGGGCAGAACGAAGAGGCGAUGGUGAUGUUUCAGGAAGCGUUUGCAACGAUGGAGAAGGUUCUUGGGAAGGAGCAUCUACUCACACUGAUAACUACGACAAAUCUAGCCACAGCGUUAUAUAACCUCGAGCAGUAUAACGAGGCGAAGGAGAUGUUCGAGGAGGUGUUGCCAACGAUGGAGAAGACGUUGGGGAAGGAGUAUUCAGCUACACUGAGAUGCAUCUAUGAUUUAGCUGUGGCACUAUACAAGCUCGAGCUGUACGACGAGGCAAAGAAGAAGUGGGAGGAAGUGUUGCCGGCGAUGGAGAAGGUUCUCGGGAAGGAGCAUCCAGACACACUGAAGUGCACCCAUUGGCAUGAAUACCUGUCAACGCGCCAUGUUGAGCAAAAAGGUCGCUUGACACCAUCUCGAGCCAGCAACGGAACGCGGAUGGAACACGAAAACUAG